UUAUUUUACCAAUAAAUAAACAAACAAAGCUUAUUACAUUGCACUCCUAAUCCAGAAUAUCAGUUUGGUUUCAUUUCAAUGUGAAAUAUCUGAACCGUUUUGUUUUCGUUUGAUCACACUAUCAACAAAUCAAUCUCUCUUAUUAAUCGGGGCCGGAAUGGAAUUCGGCGACGGCGGGGGGCAGGACAACGAUUUUCAGAGCCGGCGAGGCUAUAACCAGAGGCCCAAAGACUCCGCCGGCGGCGGUUACAACCAACCCGGCCGGGGCCGUCCGGCCAACGAGCCUCUGGGCCGGACCGAGUCGAACCGGACACUGCUGGACAUCAUACGCGAGGAGGGCGGCAGCCAGAAGGACAGCAGAAAGACGUGGCGCCAUUUCAAGGACAAGCUCCGCCGCCGCAACAGCGGCGGCCGAGGAUCCACGUGGACAUCCACCGUCACCGUCCCAACCUCCGACAUCCCCCUCAACAACAACAACCGGAUGAUCGCCCGCCACCCAUCAACCCGGAUCAACUCGGGUCUCGAAUCCGACCCGAUGGAUCAGCCCAACAUCUCCGCCGUGCCGGAUGCGAGGAUGCCGAGUCUGAACCGGAACCCUAGCCGAGCGAUCGAGCGGGCGAGCGGGAGAUUCGAUCCAUCGGGCCCAUCGACGAUGAAGAGGCUUCAUAGGGAAGAAAAAUACGACCACGAGGAUGAUGGCGACGACGAUGAAGAGGCGGAGGAUGACGACGACGGAGAGGAGGAGGGGAAGAAGGAUACCGACGAGGAAGAGGAUGGGGAGGAACGGCCGGUGAGGAUGUCGUUGAUGUCGUUACUGGCGGAGACGGACGACGAUCAGAUGGGGCUGGGGUAUAUGAUGGAUGAGGAAGACGACGACGACGAUGACGACAACGACGGGUGCGGGGCGGGUGGGGCGGGGUAUAACAACUGCUGCGUAUGCAUGGUGAGGCAUAAAGGGACGGCGUUUGUGCCGUGCGGACACUCGUUCUGCCGGCUGUGCUCGAGGGAGCUGUGGGUGGAGAGAGGGAAUUGCCCGCUCUGCAAUAAUUAUAUCUUGGAAAUUCUUGAUAUCUUCUGAUUUUCAUUUUUUGCUCAUUCUUUUUUU
This is a messenger RNA of Erythranthe guttata (spotted monkey flower), 1105 nucleotides long. RefSeq lists its product as uncharacterized. The record is from RefSeq and is a predicted model, not a curated record. NCBI's taxonomy places the organism in Eukaryota, Viridiplantae, Streptophyta, Magnoliopsida, Lamiales, Phrymaceae.